Helianthus annuus (common sunflower) is the source of this 455-nucleotide messenger RNA. Its product is annotated as histone H4. Gene Ontology annotation, cellular component: nucleosome. Gene Ontology annotation, molecular function: structural constituent of chromatin; protein heterodimerization activity; DNA binding. The transcript has a single exon. Gene Ontology annotation, biological process: nucleosome assembly. The record is from RefSeq and is a predicted model, not a curated record. Bases 31 to 342 code for a protein of 103 amino acids. Lineage: Eukaryota; Viridiplantae; Streptophyta; Magnoliopsida; Asterales; Asteraceae.
CCCUCUUCUCAAACACACACAAAAAACAAAAUGUCAGGAAGAGGAAAAGGUGGCAAGGGGCUAGGCAAAGGCGGUGCAAAACGACACCGUAAAGUUCUCCGUGACAACAUUCAGGGUAUAACCAAACCGGCGAUCCGUCGUCUAGCGAGACGUGGUGGCGUGAAGCGUAUCAGUGGGUUGAUAUACGAGGAGACACGUGGCGUGUUGAAGAUAUUCUUGGAGAAUGUGAUAAGAGAUGCGGUUACGUACACGGAACAUGCGAGGAGGAAGACGGUUACUGCCAUGGAUGUUGUGUACGCGUUGAAGAGGCAGGGCCGUACGCUUUAUGGAUUUGGUGGUUAAUGGGUUUAUUAUUGUUGUUAGGUUUCUGUUGUUAUUGUGUAGUAUCUUUGAUGUGUUAGUGGAAUUCAAGCUUGAUUGAUGAUUAAGUUGAAAUAUAUUAUGUUUCUGUGUUA